AUGACUCGACAACAGGUUGUCCUUCCGGCGCAAAGCCGGCAGGAAUCUCUGAAACAGCAACGUACCCACGAGCUGUUGGUAGAGCUGCUUUCGUAUCAGCUCGCUUCUCCCGUGCGAUGGAUCGAGACGCAGAAGUCCUUCUCACGCCAAAGUCCUAUCAUUGAACGAUAUGUCGAGGUCGGUCCUAGCAAAAUUUUGGCCAAUAUGGCUGUCAAACAGAUCGGCAGGGAAACGCACCCGGAGUCACACCUAGUAAAUAGACAGUUUCUGUCCUCCAGUGACAAUGCGAAAGACAUAUUCUACCAAUACGAUGAUAACGAGCCUGAGGCUUCAGAAAGUGAACCAACCCCUGCAAACUCCCCAGCUUCCGAGACUGUUCCUACAGCCACUGCAGCUGCUCCCGCACCUCCCCCAGCUGCACCAGUCGCAUCUGCCCCUGCUGCUGCUGCCGCCGCAGUGGAGGAUAGCCCUCUUACUGCCACUGACGCCGUCAUUGCCAUAACGGCACAGAAGUUGCGCAAAGGGUUUGAUGAAGUCCCUACUUCGAAAUCCAUACAAGAACUUUCUGGAGGAAAGUCUACGUUGCAAAAUGAGAUCCUGGGCGACCUUGGUGUCGAACUGGGCAACUUACCCGAUGGUAGCGAGGAUUUGCCAUUGGCUACUCUUGGUGCUGCAUUGGCAGGCUCUUUCAAAGGGGAGCCAGGGAAACAAAUUUCAAGUUUGAUUGCGAAGCUCGUCUCAUCCAAGAUGCCCCCAUCAUUUAACCGACAGGCCAUUCAACGCUACCUAGGCUCACGAUGGGGUCUGGGACCUCAACGUCAGAACGCUGUAAUCACAUUCUCUAUCACCCUUGAGCCAGCUUCACGAUUGGCGAGUGCAGAUGCUGCUCAGGCAUUUUUUGAUUCCGUGGCUCAACGAUAUGCAUCAUUUGCUGGGGUUACAUUAAGUGCUGCAUCAGGUGGCGCAUCGUCAUCACAAGCAACAGUUGUCGAUUCUGAAGCUCUGCAGGCUGUAAAGAAAGACCAUCAGAAAAGCCUUCUCAAAAUCCACGAGGUUAUCAGUAAUUUGGUUAAGGAGAUGGGCGAGGGUGAAGAUGACAAUGCCACCGUGAGCGCGGAUAACAGCUUACUGGAAAAGCUCGACCAUUGGGUCUCCGAAUUUGGCGAUGAUAUGUACUUGGGAACCAAACCAAUAUUUGACGCCCGCAAGAUCCGCGUAUAUGAUGCGUGGUGGAACUGGGUCAGAGUAGACCUUAUAGAGCUGAAGCAAGAGCUCCUGAAGGGCCUGCUUACUUCCAGCGACAUCUCGGACCGUAUCCGCAUGAUCAUCAAUAGAUGGACAUCGUCAUGUGGUAACAUCCUUAAAUCGUUGUCAUCGGAACACGCGGUAGUGAAUCAGCUGAAAAACCAGACAAGCAGUCCCAGCGAAAACUCACCAGUAUUCUUAUAUACAAAGCCAGCCGAAGCUCCUCGGACGAGAAUUGAUGAAGCUGGGAAGACGAUUUACGAAGAGGUGCCCCGAGGUGCUUCGGGCCAAAGUCUCACUUAUGCCCAUCUGAUCAAAGGGGGUGCCUCUGGAUUACCCAAGCCAGUUAUACAGCUUAAACAACAGGAUGGAAACGAAUGGAAGUCCAACAGCAUCUGGACCGAUAUUUACGUGGAAAACCUACUUCUCGGUGAAACAACCGGUCUUUCAUUUUCAGAAACAACUGCUCUCGUUACCGGAGCAGGACCUGGGUCGAUUGCGUCUGGAAUUGUUCAGGGAUUGCUAGAGGGAGGAGCCCAGGUCUUUGUCACAACUAGCCGACCACCACCAGCCGCAACGACCAAAUUCUUCGAUGAGAUGUAUAAAACACAUGGAUCAAGAGGAAGCAAGCUCACCGUCAUACCAUUUAACCAGGCUAGCAAACAAGAUUGUGAAGCUCUUGUCAACCACAUAUACGAUACCAAGGAGGAGGCCAGAGAUCUCGAUGUUAUAGUUCCUUUUGCCGCCAUUGGAGAAACUGGACAAAUAGAUGGCAUAGAUGCCAAAUCAGAGCUUGCGCAUCGGUUGAUGCUAACCAAUCUACUUCGCAUGUUGGGACAUGUCAAACAGCAAAAGGAGAAGAGAAGAUAUAACACACGGCCAACCAGUGUGAUUCUACCCCUCUCUCCAAAUCAUGGAACAUUCGGUGGUGAUGGUCUGUACUCAGAGUCCAAACUUGGCCUUGAGACUCUCUUCAACCGUUUCCAUUCGGAAGGCUGGUCGGACUAUCUCACCGUUGUUGGCGCGGUCAUUGGCUGGACACGCGGAACUGGGUUGAUGAACACCAACAACAUUCUCGCUGAAGCUGUUGAGGCUGAAAAAUCAAUUACGUUUAGCUCAUCGGAGAUGGCAUUCAGCAUUCUUGCUCUUAUCCACCCAGAGUUAAUGGCUGCGGCAGAAAACGAGCCUAUCUUGGCUGACAUCAGUGGAAAUCUGUCAGAGAUUCGAGACCUCAAGGCAAUUAUUUCGAGAGUCCGUCAGCAAUUGUCCGAUCGUACAAAGCUUCGGCAGGCUUUGAACGAGGAAAACAGACGCAUGAAUGCAUUGUUGACCGCACCCAAAGAGGAUACUCCGAAGACCAUUCUCUCCCCCCAAACAGAACGUGCCAAUCUUAAGGUUGGCUACCCACCACUUCCUAAGUUCAAUGCUGCCACAGCUGGUUUGGCAAACCUCCAAGGAUUAGUAGAUCUCAGCAAGACAGUUGUUGUUGUUGGCUUCUCUGAACUUGGUCCAUGGGGUAGCUCUCGCACCAGAUGGGAGAUGGAGUACCGUGGGGACUUCACAACAGCCGGAAUGGUUGAGAUAGCAUGGAUAAUGGGCCUGAUCGAGCAUGUUGACGGUCAAGUCAACGGUGCACCGUACAGCGGAUGGGUGGAUGCCAAAACAAAGCAGCCUAUUCAAGAUGGUGAUAUCGCUUCAACUUUUGGUAAAUAUGUCUUGGAACAUACUGGAUAUAGGACCAUUGAGCCAGAUGUUCUGGAUGGAUAUGAUCCCAACAAGAAAGAGUUUCUCCAUGAAGUUGUCCUAGAUGAGGAUCUUCCAACUUUCCAGGCGUCCAAGGCUACUGCAGAAGCAUUUCAAUUGGAACAUGGUGACAAUGUUUCCAUCUCUCCGGUCGCUGAAACGGAGGAUUGCCUGGUCAAAGUCAAGAAGGGAACUCGUUUGCUCAUUCCCAAAGCCAUUGCUUUCAACCGUACGGUUGCCGGGCUGCUUCCAACUGGCUGGAAUCCUGCGAAAUAUGGUAUCCCAGAUGAUAUUAUUACACAAGUUGACCCAAUUACGGCAUAUGUCCUCUGUUGUGUUGCGGAGGCCUUGUAUAGUGCCGGAAUUACAGAUCCAUUCGAAAUAUUCGCUCAUAUGAAUACUUCUGAGCUGGCCAAUUGCAUUGGUACUGGAGCUGGUGGAUUGGCUGCUUUGCGCAAAAUGUAUCGGGAGAGAUACAUGGAGCAUUCUGUACAGAGCGAUAUUUUCCAAGAGACAUUCCUUAACACCCCGGGUGCAUGGGUGAAUCUCCUGCUUUUAUCUUCCACUGGUCCCAUCAAAACUAAUUCUGGAGCAUGUGCCACUGCUAUCGAAGCAAUGGAUACUGGAUGCGAAUCCCUUCUGCUUGGCAAGUCGAAAAUGGCCUUCGUUGGCGGUGCUGAUGAUUUCCGAGAGGAAGCAUCUUACGAAUUUGGCAACAUGAAAGCCACCGUCAACACAGACGAAGAAGCUCUAGCAGGCCGCACUCCCAAGGAAAUGUGUCGCCCUAGCACCACUACUCGCGGUGGAUUCAUGGAAUCUGCGGGAUGUGGUAUCCAAAUCAUUACAACUGCAGAGAUGGCGCUGAAAAUGGGACUUCCGAUAUAUGGCAUUGUGGCUCAUACUCAAACCUCUAGCGACCGCAUCGGUAGGUCCAUUCCAGCACCGGGUCAAGGUGUCUUAACUGCUGCCCGCGAAGCGCCGGGAGCUGCAGACUCGCCUCUGCUGGAUAUUGGAUAUCGCCGAGAGAAGUUGAAUGAGGCUAUCAAGGAAAUUGAUACGUGGUGGAUGCAUCAGCUGCAUUUGGUGAAGAGUUUACCAGCUGAUAACAUAGACACCAUUUUGGAAUCACUUGAGAGACUCCGGGAUUCUAAAGUUUCGAACGCUAAGAACCUGUGGGGUUCCAAUUUCCGGCAGCAGGAUAGCCUCAUUUCACCUAUGCGGGCUGCACUCGCUGUUUGGGGAUUGACAGUAGAUGACAUUGAUGUUGCAUCUCUUCACGGCACAUCUACGAAGGCCAACGACAAGAACGAAGCCAACGUCAUCAACCAGCAGAUGAACAAGCUUGGGCGGUCUCUCAACAAUCCCAUCCUGACCAUUUCCCAGAAAUGGCUCACCGGUCAUCCUAAGGGUGCAGCUGGUGCAUGGAUGUUCAACGGCGGUAUUCAAGUUUUACAAACUGGCAUUGUUCCUGGAAACAGAAACGCCGAUAAUAUUGAUUCUGUUUUGCAGCCCUUUGAACAUCUCGUCUAUCCACCUCGUACCAUUUACACUUCAGGGAUCAAAGCAUUCAUGCUUACAUCUUUUGGAUUUGGUCAGAAGGGUGGCCUUGUUAUUGCUGUAUCUCCAAACCACGUGUUUGCUGCAAUUACAGAAAAGGAAUACGAAGACUAUAAAGCUCGUGCACUAUCGAGACAGCGUAGUGCUGGCUUAGACUUCAUUCAAGCUAUCCAGACCAACUCUCUUUUGAAACCCAAGGCGGAAUCCCCCUGGAAGAAGGACAAUGAAAGUGCGGUUCUGUUGGAUCCUCGUGCUCGUGCUCACUGGGAUGCUAAGUUGGGCGAAUACGUUAUAGAGGCAUGA
Messenger RNA from Talaromyces atroroseus, 4848 nucleotides. RefSeq lists its product as hypothetical. Bases 1 to 4848 code for a protein of 1615 amino acids. NCBI's taxonomy places the organism in Eukaryota, Fungi, Ascomycota, Eurotiomycetes, Eurotiales, Trichocomaceae. The transcript is spliced from 5 exons. Gene Ontology annotation, cellular component: fatty acid synthase complex. Gene Ontology annotation, molecular function: 3-oxoacyl-[acyl-carrier-protein] reductase (NADPH) activity; holo-[acyl-carrier-protein] synthase activity; 3-oxoacyl-[acyl-carrier-protein] synthase activity. The record is from RefSeq and is a predicted model, not a curated record. Gene Ontology annotation, biological process: long-chain fatty acid biosynthetic process.